This is a messenger RNA of Bufo bufo (common toad), 1651 nucleotides long. RefSeq names its product gastrula zinc finger protein XlCGF71.1-like. Lineage: Eukaryota; Metazoa; Chordata; Amphibia; Anura; Bufonidae. The transcript is spliced from 2 exons. The annotation marks the transcript as partial. The record is from RefSeq and is a predicted model, not a curated record.
UGUGGGAAAUGCUUUAGACAAAAAUCAACUCUUGUUACACAUGAGAAAAUUCACACAGGACAGAAGCCGUAUUCAUGUUCAGAAUGUGGGAAAUGCUUUACAAAAAAAUCAUUUCUUGUUAGACAUGAGAGAAGUCACACUGAAGAGAAGUCAAAUUCAUGUUCAGAAUGUGGGAAAUGUUUUACAGAUAAAUCACUUCUUGUUAGACACCAGAGAAGUCACACAGGAGAGAAUCCAUAUUUCUGCGCAGUGUGUGGAAAGUGCUUUACAUUUAAAUCAAAUUUUGUUAAACACGAAAGAUGUCACACAAGAGAGAAACCAUAUUCAUGUUCAGAAUGUGGAAAAAGUUUUGCACUUAAAUCAAAUCUUGUUACACAUGAGAGAACUCACACAGGAGAGAAGCCAUAUUCAUGUUCAGAAUGUGGGAAAUGUUUUGCACAUAAAUCACAUCUUGUUACACAUGAGAGAAGUCACACAGGAGAGAGGCCGUAUUCAUGCUCAGAAUGUGGAAAUAGUUUUACACAGAAAUCAAGUCUUGUUACUCAUGAGAGAAUUCACACAGGAGAGAAACCAUAUUCAUGUUCACAUUGUGGAAAAUCUUUUACAGUUAAAGCCCGUCUUCUUAGACAUGAGAAAAGUCAUACAGGAGAGAAGUCAUUUUGAUAUUUUAUAUGUGGAAAUUUUUUUGUAAGGAAACCAAAUUCUAAAACUCAUCAUUCUUCUCUACAACUCCCUGUUGUGCGGCUAUUUUAUAGAUGAACCAUGGCUGCAGAAAAGUCACAGUCAAGUUGUGAUCAUGUACAAAAAGGUAUUGUGGAUAUAUUGUGGACAGCGUCACCCUUGUCACUGAGCAGACAUUGUUUUUUUGGCUCAUAUUAUACGUUCUACUAGCGCUGUAACAGUCAUUGCUCCUAUGGCAAUCUUCUGCUCGCUAGCAGAGGAGACCACUGCUAUUACAUGCAGUGAUUUCCUCUGCAGCAUGGGGAGCAGCUAUUGCUCGUCCCCAUGUUGUAUAGUCUUUUGCUGACGGCAGAUCAUGGUGUCUGCUGCCUGCAAACGAUAAUUUUUUAACGUGUCCAAGUCAAUAGAUUUGGACUGCCCAAUGAACAAGCAUUUGUUCGUUCAACAGGCAAUUGGCGGUAUUAUUACACUGCAAGAUGAUUGCUAAUGAGAGUUUAUACAAACGCUCGUUAGCGAUCAUCUGCCUAAAAGCCGUCCAGUGUAAUACAGGCUUUAGGGCAAACUGCCAUAAAAUGCUAAAUAACUGUUUGCCUAAAAAUCUGUUUUUACUUACUGUAUGAAAGGGGGGGAGUUUGCAAAGAGAGGUGUAGAUAAUUCCAGGGGACAAAUGGCCCAAGGAUUGGACAAGAGGGUUGGAACCUGGAGAGACCAAGGAGGAUACUGGGAAGGAGGGUUCUGAAGCGGUCAUAGGAUUGAUAGAUAGAUGUAAGUGUGUACAGUGUCCAUGUCGGGUAACUAUGUAUCGUUCUUACUGUAAUGUUUAAUGAAUUGUGUAAGUUAAUUUAUAACGGAAUCUUUGUUGUUGAUUUACAAUAUUGUCUCUCUGUAAGUAAAUGUAUUUCUUUCUGGUUCCACAUUUCAUAUUUAUAUAUUACACAUACUUUUUGCCUAACCUUUGAAUCGGACCCAA